AUGGUUCCACAUAUAAUUCUCGGUGGAAUUGCGGGGUGCCUCUUCGCCUAUUACUCCUGUCGUGUGGUCGGUUUUCAAGGCAACCGUAUGGUCGUAGAUUCCUUGAUGAAAAAUGUCAAAUACGACGGGGAGGCGACAGUAGCAUUCGUGAUUUCUUACCCGGGUGACGAGAGCAGGUUUUUCACCCCGUUGAUGGAGUUGCUGCGGUUGCGGGCGAAUGACCCGGAGAAGCGCUUCAAGUUGGCAGUGUUGACGCUAGUGCCAGGUGAGUUGGGGGUGUCGACCAUCACAUGUGCCGCAGCGAAGUAUAAUCCCGAUGCGCUACAGCGCAUCAUUGAGAUGCAGGGAGUAUGUCGUAAGUACAACAUGAUUUGCCUCUUGGAGCAUCACCCGUUGGAAGGUGACGAGGCCACAAACUUCUGGAAACCAAGCGUGGUUGCCGACCGCAUAGUCGAUUUCUUGGAGGAAAACAAGGCGAGGCAUCUUUUCACGUUCGACAAAUUUGGCAUGGACGGUGAUCGUGCUCGCAUCGCUGUCCACCAGGGUGUCAUGGAGCUAACGUCAAAGAUGCCUUCGUGUCAUAUUUGGUUGCUCCACAGUUACUCAAAGGUGUAUAAUGCGUUGCCAUUGUUGGCGACGAUGAAGGCCGCGUUCGGCGGGGGCUAUCGGGUUGUGUUAUACUCGCCCUUUGAGGUGACCAAAAAUAUGCGGAUUCAUAGGAGCCAGUGGCUGUGGGAUACUACCUUUUGGGCCUUCUGGUCUCCUUACAGCUACAGCAAUAUCUACGAGAGGCUGGAUAGCGACGACGCGUCGUCUUACGUUUACGUGUCUGAGUAG
Messenger RNA from Babesia bigemina, 837 nucleotides. RefSeq names its product N-ACETYLGLUCOSAMINYL-PH OSPHATIDYLINOSITOL DE-N-ACETYLASE, putative. The transcript has 2 exons. Gene Ontology annotation, biological process: GPI anchor biosynthetic process. Gene Ontology annotation, molecular function: N-acetylglucosaminylphosphatidylinositol deacetylase activity. The coding region runs from base 1 to 837 and encodes 278 amino acids. The record is from RefSeq and is a predicted model, not a curated record. Lineage: Eukaryota; Apicomplexa; Aconoidasida; Piroplasmida; Babesiidae. Gene Ontology annotation, cellular component: endoplasmic reticulum.